AUGAAGGAUGAACAUAAUAUUAAAUUCACUGCUCAAGAUUUAUAUGACAAGAAAGCAGACAAAACAGAGCUUCAAACAUUAAAGACAGAAAUACUUCAAACAUUAUAUCCUAUAGGCUCUAUUUAUACGUCAAUGAACUCAACAAAUCCAGAAACAGUUCUGGGUUUUGGAACUUGGACUCAAAUAGUCGACAGGUUUUUGUAUUGUGCAAACUCUUCAAAGGAAACAGGUGGAAGUAAAACGAUUUCAGGUGAAAAUUUACCUGCACAUAGUCACUACAUAGAUUUAAGUACAUCUCAAGCAGGUUGGCAUAAGCAUAGAUAUUGGGAUUGGUCAGCAAUGAUAAAAGGUAAAGGAUAUGAUGUUAAAGACAACGUUAAGUUUGCUAUAGAUUGUUACUGGAGUAACACUGAGGGAGGAGGAAACCAUACACAUCGCGUUUCAGGAUAUACGCAAACAACGGGACAAAGUAAAGACUACAUGCCACCUUACAUGACAGUUUACGCAUGGUAUAGAAAUGCUUAG
Molecule: messenger RNA, 525 nt
Organism: Trichomonas vaginalis G3
Lineage: Eukaryota; Parabasalia; Trichomonadida; Trichomonadidae
Product: phage tail repeat-like family
Exons: 1
Coding region: 1-525 (174 amino acids)
Source: RefSeq, a predicted model, not a curated record